AACAACCAUAGCUGCCAUUGCUCAUAGCAGUAGCCGAGAAAGAAAAUCAGAGAGAGAGGGAUCUUCAAAUUUGGUAAUGGCCGCAUUCAAUUGUAAGCUUGUUUUGAUCUGCGCGACGCUCGUGGCGGCGGCGGCGAUAGCCGUCGAUGCGAGUGGGGACCGCCAUCAACACUCCACCCUGGGGUGGUUACCCACCGGAUCUCCAUGCGAGGGAUCCAUGGCCGAAUGCUUUGCCGGGGAAGAAUUCGAGCUGGAUUCGGAGAUCAGCCGGCGCAUAUUAGCGUCCGCCAGGUACAUCAGCUACGGCGCGCUGCAGAGAAACACCGUGCCUUGCUCCCGGCGCGGCGCUUCCUACUACAAUUGCCGGCCUGGAGCUCAGGCGAACCCUUACAACCGUGGCUGCAGCCGUAUUACGAGGUGCAGGCGCUGAAUGAGCGUUUGGUUUUUACACUCGAAGAAGACGAAAGAGUUAGAUCGGUGGGUAGUGAAAUCCGGUAACGGCUCUUUCUUGUUAUUGAUUAAAAUAUUAUUAUUAUCUUAAUUUAAUUUUAACUUUGC
Molecule: messenger RNA, 558 nt
Organism: Hibiscus syriacus
Lineage: Eukaryota; Viridiplantae; Streptophyta; Magnoliopsida; Malvales; Malvaceae
Product: rapid alkalinization factor-like
Exons: 1
Coding region: 77-430 (117 amino acids)
Source: RefSeq, a predicted model, not a curated record